UGUUCUUGUGCAACACCUGGGGACAUUUUCUUAGAAAAUACAUGGCUGGCCACGUCAUAACAGGCUAGCGAGUCUGUUGAUAGCGCUCCAUAUACACGAAAGUUUUGAUAACACACAGGGCAACAAGUCAUCAGCAACCUAUAUACAAUCUCUAAAGCUGAGAUAACGCAGAUCUGUUUUUAACAAUGGGAAGCAAUCAAAGUCAGCAAGCUGUAAGUUACGUGUGUGUUGGGAAAACAGGGCAUGGCAAGAGCUCAACUCUGAACUCAAUCACGCAUGACGACGUUUUCAAGAGGGCUACAGACACGACAACUGGUUCUAAGAGAGUUGGUUUGUUUAGUGCCAAAGUCGGCGGUCAGACCCUCAAAAUUAUUGAUACGCCUGGUCUGUUUGAUUCUAACGUUGAUGAUGAUGUUGAGAAUAUAAGGUUUGCUAGAGACAAAAUAAGCGAAGCUUUUCAAGUCAUGAAAGACAAUACGAUCCAACAUUUGGACGCCAUUUUGCUCGUCUUAAGCUACAUUAAUACCUACAGUGCAGAAGAGCAACACACAAUUUUGUAUUUAAAAACAAUUUUCGGACCAAACUUUAUUCGGGAUAAUUGUGUUCUAGUGAUGACGCAUGGAGACAACUACUCAAGCGAUGAGAAUAAUAAAAAAUUUCCAACUUUCAAAGAUUGGUGUGAGAGACAGAGAGGUCCACUGCUUGAGUUAUUUCAAGAGUGUAACUUUAGAAUUGUCCUGAUUAAUAAUAAUGGCAGUGAAAUGGAGAAAUACAAUAGCGCUCAAGAAAUCCUUCAACAUACUUUCAGUAUUAAAAAUAAAUAUUACAUGAAACAUUUUCAAAAACAAGAAGAAAAUCGCAAAUCUAUGCUUUUAAUGUUUUGCUUGGAUGAACUAAAGAAAAAGAUGAAAAAGCGAUUAGAGUUGUUGUAUGAGGACUUUUAUCUUCUACUCACCCCAAAUGAAAACCUUGAUAAAAUGAGUCAAAAAGUUCUAGAGCAUUGUCAGGACUACGAACUAAGUGUCCAAACUUUAAAAAGCGUCAAAGAUUCGGCCGUUAAAUUCAGACAAGCUUACAAUUCGAAAGGGAAAGCCAUUGAAGCCGAGAAUUCAAAAACAAAUCUUCGGGGAGCUUUAAGGUGCGAGCUUAUAAAGGAGCUCAACAACCUUCACACAGCUUUUGAAAAGCUAGACUCGCCAUUGAAAACUUUCAAUGAGAUCAAGGCUAAAACAGAUUUACUGCUGAAUGAAAUAUUGUAUGAAGCACACGGCACAAAUAAACUUGAUGAAGUGGAACACUCAGUUCGUUUCUUUCAGAGAAAACUUGUUAAAGAAGCUUCAAGAUUUGAAUAAAAGAUCUCUUCUAUUAUUUUUAGAUUUAAUAUCAAUUUUAAAUAGACAAAUAAUAAAGAACAAUUUUCCCACUUCUGACCUAAUGAUGAAACUGUGGAACAAGACUUAGUCUGGUACUACCAAUGAAAUAGUAAUAAAACUGGUAGUGUUAGAAUCCUAAGAAAUUCAAGGUGCAAUAUACGUCUACGAUCUUUAUAAAUACCAAUGCAGUAGAAAUAAAACAAUGUUAGAAUCCUAAGAAAUUCAGGUGCAAUAUACGCCUAUUGUAGCAGUUAUUAUCUUGAAUGUUUGAGGAUACUAAAACUGUGAUGUUAUUAUCUGCAUUCACC
Messenger RNA from Physella acuta, 1681 nucleotides. Its product is annotated as GTPase IMAP family member 9-like. The record is from RefSeq and is a predicted model, not a curated record. Lineage: Eukaryota; Metazoa; Mollusca; Gastropoda; Physidae. Gene Ontology annotation, molecular function: GTP binding.